GUAAUUCUUGGAAGAGAGAUGGGAGGAUUAAAACUAUUUUAUUUAAACGUCAAUAGUUAUGUUUGUUUACAGUUAAAAUGAUUAAUUCAGAAUAAUUGUAAUCAUUAUAUAUAAACAUAAACAUUCUGCUUUGAUUAUUUAUAUUCAGAUUAGCUACUAGAAUGUACUCUGAAUGGGUCUCUCUUCCGGCUACUGCGCAAGCAGAAGAGAAAAGAUGGAGUGUGUUACAUAAGCUUCCAGGAACUACUGGCAGAGAUGUUGUCAUUGCUGUAGUUAAACCAUUAGCUUUAAAUCUUGGAAUCAGCACACCAAACUGUGAACCAAGUAAUUUAAAUUCUGAUAAAGAAGUUCAGUGGUGUAUGGAAGUUAUAUGUUAUGGCUUAAGUUUACCUCUCUCAGAACAUGAAGCAAUAAGAGACUGUGUACAUGUAUAUUGUGAAUGGAUAAUGGCUUUAACUAAACCAAAGGCAUGUGUUCCAAAACCUGUAUGUGAGGAUCCAAAUAAUUACGCUAGAAGAAUGAUCCAACAUCUAUACAAUCUGUUUUUGCCUCGUACUGAUAGUGGUGGCGAUGUGAUAAGCCGACAAGCAAUGCUAUGCCACAGAGUAUUGAGAACAAUUAAAACAGUAGCCCAGGAUUCCAAUAUAAUGGAAAGAGAGACUUGGGAUGCUUUGUUAUUGUUUUUGUUAGCUGUAAAUGACACUUUACUUGCUCCACCAUCUUUACCAGAUGAUAUCGGUAGUCAGUUAUGUGAAAGAAUAUUGGGUGUCUUAUUUGAAGUUUGGUUAUUAGCUUGUCGUCGAUGUUUUCCAACUCCUCCAUUAUGGAAAACAUUUCGAGAAUUAUGUUGUAGUUGGCACCAUCGUAUUCCUUUAAUAGAUCAGUGGAAUAGAGUAAAUUUGGUACUUACUGUACAUGUUUUGAACUUUAUGUAUGGUAUAAAUUUUUCAGAAGUCAAAAUACCCAAAGAGGAUAAAAUUUUGAUCCCUUCAGAUAUGACAAAUGAAUGUGUUGCUCAAGCAUGGUUUAGAUUUUUGCAUACUUUAGGAAAUCCUGUAGACCUGUGUCGACCCGAAGUAAUUAGUAAAAUGCCUAAAUUUCACUGUUACAAUAAUAAAAUUUUGAUGGAUAAUUCUUAUCAUCCAUGUCUUAAUAAUUUACCUCAUAUAUUUUUAAAAGCAAUGAAAGGCAUUGCAACAUUGGUUGAUGCAUUUUUAGGAAUGGCUCAAGUACAUUAUAAUGAAGCUGAUGACAGCUGUCAAAAUCAAAAAGUUCAAACCAGUACAACACAAACUAAUACAUCUGCAACUCCCCCUCAUAACAGAAGAAGUCUUACAAAAAGUUUAGUUGCUGCAUCUGCUAAAGCUGGUGUGCAGCGAAGCGGAUUAAUUGCUGGUUUGACAGGUUCUAAAGGAAGUUCUGCUAAUAUAUCAACUUCUCAUCAAGAUGCACAACCUCCAUCAGUCAGUCAAUCACCUAUUGCUACUCCCACUGCCCCACUUCCUCCACCACUUCGUCCUUUACCGUCACCUUCAAGACCGAAAUGCAACUCUAUUCUUCAUCUUUUUGGUGCUUGGCUCUUUGAAGCAUCUCUUAUUGGUACUGAAUUAGCAUCAUGUUGUUCUGAUUCUGAUCAAGUCGAUGGAAUACGUCGACGGCAUAAUUCUCUUGUGAUAAAUUCUCGACCAGAAGGAGCAUCACCAGAUGUGCCGUUCACUUUAAGUAUAGAAAAUUUUGAGGCGGGACAAGCUGAAGCUAUUGGUGCAUUAUGUCGUUUGUUUUGUGCUAAACGUACUGGAGAAGAAAUUUUGCCUGUUUAUUUGGCUAGAUUUUAUUUAGCUGUACAAUAUGGUCUUAUGGAUGGUGAAGCUCGUGGAUUGAUUCUUUCCAGUAUUUUAUUAAAUUCUUGUGAUCUGUUGCGUCAAGAUUUGGAUGGUGUCAUGGUUUUGGUUCCACAUCUUCUUCAUGCAUUAGAAUUAGUUCUUCCUGAAAGAGAAUUGAAAAUUAAGUGA
Centruroides sculpturatus (bark scorpion) is the source of this 2012-nucleotide messenger RNA. RefSeq names its product ral GTPase-activating protein subunit beta-like. Lineage: Eukaryota; Metazoa; Arthropoda; Arachnida; Scorpiones; Buthidae. The record is from RefSeq and is a predicted model, not a curated record. The transcript is spliced from 10 exons. Gene Ontology annotation, molecular function: GTPase activator activity. The coding region runs from base 162 to 2012 and encodes 616 amino acids. Gene Ontology annotation, biological process: activation of GTPase activity.